This is a messenger RNA of Musca vetustissima, 429 nucleotides long. RefSeq names its product general odorant-binding protein 57c-like. The coding region runs from base 1 to 429 and encodes 142 amino acids. The record is from RefSeq and is a predicted model, not a curated record. Gene Ontology annotation, molecular function: odorant binding. Lineage: Eukaryota; Metazoa; Arthropoda; Insecta; Diptera; Muscidae. The transcript is spliced from 2 exons.
AUGAAAUUACCGGACAUUGCAUUUGGGGUUAUUAUUAUUGUUGUUUUUGUUGUUCAAAGGACCUUAGCUGAUGACAUCGAUGACAUCCGUCAUUUUGAAUGUUUAAAACAAUCUGAAAUAUCUCCCGACGUAUACGAUGAUAUGAUGGAUAAACUAAUCGCUGACGAAACUGAUGAUAUGGACCAACGAUUUAAAUGUUAUACCCAUUGUAUGCUGGAGAAAGGUGGUCGUUUGAAUGAGAAUGGAAAAUUGGAUUUGACGAAAUUUGAAGAUUAUCAUAUGUCCGAACGGGAUAUGGAAGCCAUGGAGAAAUGUAAAAGUGACAAUGAUGAUAUUGCGGAUUCGUGUGAAUAUUCAUUUGCAUUGACUGUCUGUUAUAUGCAAGCAAUUAUAGCAAAUCAUGAGGGAACGGAAGAAAUAAAUGAAUGA